Messenger RNA from Microcebus murinus (gray mouse lemur), 4355 nucleotides. RefSeq names its product potassium voltage-gated channel modifier subfamily S member 1 (gene KCNS1). Gene Ontology annotation, molecular function: delayed rectifier potassium channel activity; protein binding. Gene Ontology annotation, biological process: protein homooligomerization; action potential; potassium ion transmembrane transport. Gene Ontology annotation, cellular component: voltage-gated potassium channel complex; membrane. Lineage: Eukaryota; Metazoa; Chordata; Mammalia; Primates; Cheirogaleidae. The record is from RefSeq and is a predicted model, not a curated record.
GUGUUACACACGGCAGAAGGGAGACAGCCCUGGGUGGGCCUGGCCUAAUCAGGGGAGUCCUUUAAAAGGAGAGAUUUUCUCUGCCUGGUUACAGGAGUUGGAAGGCAGCACUCUGGCUUGCCUGAAAGAAAGUCCGUCCUGUGAACUGCCUCUGGGGCCAUGUGGCAAAAAAUGUCUGGGGACUGCUGGGAUCUGAGAUUGAUUGCCAGCCGGCAGCUAGCAGGAAAAGGGAGACCUCAGUCCUACAACCACAAAGAAAUGAAUUCUGCCAAUGGUCUGUGAGCUUAGAAGAAAACCCCAAACCCCCGAUGAGAACCUCAACCCUGGCCGAAACCGUGGCCUUAGCCUGACAAGCCUCAGCUGAAAUCCCUCUGUAGGGGGAUCCCCGUCGCCUAAGCGCGCCCUCCUGCCCGGGACCCUGACUCGGGAGGAUGCCCUGGCUCUUGGGACCGGGCUCCAGACACCACUACCACCCAAUCAAGUCAAGAAUAGAAACCACCGCCUCCGGCUGCCCGCGGCCUCCCUCCCUCCCCCGGCAGCGAUCGAUGCGUCCUCAGCGGCGGGGACGGAGGCGGACAAGGAGCAGGGAGGAGGGUGCAGCGGGGCCUCAGACAGCAGCGGGGCCGCCGGGACAGAGAAGAGCCCGAGCACAGCCAGGGGCUCCCCAGCCUCGGCGCUUUCGGGAACACACGCACAGGGCGCCCCGGAGGGCCCGCGACAGGUGAUGCUGAUGCUGCUCGUGCGGGGAACACACUUUGAGAACAACUGGUCUAAACUGAUCCCCCCAGCUGCCCCUGAUGGUGGGAGCACUGGAGCCACGGUGAGCGAGCCCCCGGUGCCCGACUCCGGGGUGCCCGACCCCGGGGUCCCCUGGCGGCGGAGCGACGAGGCGCUGCGCGUGAACGUGGGCGGCGUGCGGCGGCGGCUGAGCGCGCGCGCCGUGGCGCGCUUCCCGGGCACGCGGCUGGGCCGCCUGCAGGCCGCGAGGUCGGAGGAGCAGGCGCGGCGCCUGUGCGACGACUACGACGCGGCGGCGCGCGAAUUCUACUUCGACCGGCACCCGGGCUUCUUCCUGAGCCUGCUGCACUUCUACCGCACCGGCCGGCUGCACGUGCUCGACGAGCUGUGCGUCUUCGCCUUCGGCCAGGAGGCCGACUACUGGGGCCUGGGCGAGAGCGCGCUGGCCGCGUGCUGCCGCGCGCGCUACCUGGAGCGGCGCGUGACGCGGCCGCGCGCCUGGGACGAGGACAGCGACACGCCGAGCAGCGUGGACCCGAACCCCGACGAGAUCUCCGACGUGCAGCGCGAGCUGGCGCGCUACGGCACUGCGCGCUGCGGCCGCCUGCGCCGCCGCCUCUGGCUGACCAUGGAGAACCCGGGCUACUCGCUGCCCAGCAAGCUCUUCAGCUGCGUCUCCAUCGGCGUGGUGCUCGCCUCCAUCGCCGCCAUGUGCAUCCACAGCCUGCCCGAGUACCAGGCCCGCGAGGCGGCGGCCGCCGUGGCCACGGUGGCCGCGGGCCGCAGCGCGGAAGACGUGCGCGACGACCCGGUGCUGCGACGCCUCGAGUACUUCUGCAUCGCCUGGUUCAGCUUCGAGGUGUCGUCGCGCCUCCUGCUGGCGCCCAGCACGCGCAACUUCUUCUGCCACCCGCUCAACCUCAUCGACAUCGUGUCGGUGCUGCCCUUCUAUCUCACGCUGCUGGCCAGCGUGGCGCUGGGGGGCAACAGCCACGGCGGCACGGGUGGCGAGGAACUCGGCCACCUGGGCAAGGUCGUGCAGGUGUUCCGCCUCAUGCGCAUCUUCCGUGUGCUCAAGUUGGCGCGCCACUCCACCGGGCUGCGCUCGCUGGGCGCCACGCUCAAGCACAGCUACCGGGAGGUGGGCAUCUUACUGCUGUACCUGGCCGUGGGCGUGUCGGUGUUCUCCGGCGUGGCCUACACAGCUGAGAAGGAAGAGGACGUGGGCUUUAACACCAUCCCAGCCUGCUGGUGGUGGGGCACAGUGAGCAUGACCACCGUGGGCUACGGGGACGUGGUGCCGGUGACAUUGGCUGGCAAGCUGGCGGCGUCGGGCUGCAUCCUAGGGGGCAUCCUGGUGGUAGCGCUCCCCAUCACCAUCAUCUUCAACAAGUUCUCCCACUUCUACCAGCGCCAGAAGGCUCUGGAGGCAGCCGUGCGCAACAGUGGCCACCGAGAGUUCGAGGACUUGCUGAGCAGUGUUGACGGGGUGUCAGACGCGUCUCUGGAGACAUCCAGAGAGACCUCUCAGGAGGGAAGGUCUGCAGACCUGGAGGCUCCCAGUGAGUCUCAAAAGCCACAGAUUUAUUAAAACCAGGGCUCCAUGACCCCUUCCCCUGCCCCUGCAGUCAGCUGGAACGGAGCAGAGAUUCCUCCCCUCUUAAGUUUUUCGUGGUAGUGAACCUCUCAUGCUGGCCUGAGAAAUGAGACUCAGAAGCUGCAUACCUUCCUCCCAAGGCCCGGGGCAGGAGAUGGUGAUACCUAGAUUCUGCGAGAUUCUGAGAGCAGCCUGGAAGCCGUCCAUGAAGCAGGCAUGAGCUGGAGGGACAAAGUCGAAAGGAUGCCAGUGAUUCCUGAGCACCUCCUAUAUAUUCGCCAGUGGUUGGCCCUGUGUUGGUUGGAGGAUGAGAAUUAUCCCCAUUUCACUGAGGAGGAAGCUGAGGCUCAGAGGAGCAAUGACUCACCCAAACCCACACAAUAGAAGGGGCAGAGUCAAGUUUGGAAUCCAGGCUUGUUGGCCUGCUGGAACCAGUGCUCCAUCAACCCCCUCUUUCUUCUGACCUCAUGAGGUUUGCAUGAGGUUUUAGGGGGUUCCUGGAUCCCCAAAGUUGAUCCCUAGGGUGAGAGGCCCCUUUCAGAGUAAGAGAAAGGACCAAACAGGAGAUUUGGAUGAAUGACACCUGGACCUCAGCUAUGGUUCUUUUCUAGAAACUUCUGUCAAGAGUCAGCUGUCAAAGAUGAGUCUCGGGAGGGAGAAGGGAACUGCCUCUUCAGCUGAUGUGCAAGAUGUGCUAAGCAAUACUGUCCCGCACCUGCCUCCCAGGGCUGACUUGACUUAAAGAAAAUCCGAAAGGGCUCGAGGCCUCAAGUCUGGACCCAGCUGCACCAGGACCUGCUGUGUGAGGUGGGCCACUCCCUGCCCGUCUCCAGAUUCCAGCCCAUCUGUCUAAUGGUCACAGUCUAUGACCCAGAGUGAGAAGAAAGCUAAGUGGAGCAGAGGGGACACUGAAUUCAAGCCAGCCCAGCUCAGAAAUGUUGGUGGCAGGGGGUCUGCCAUGCAUGGACACCUGCCUCCCACACCCCUCCAGUCUGACUUUGGCAGUUCCCUCCUGCCCACCACACAGACCCCCAGCCCUGCCUCGAGUGGCCAUCCAGGCCAACACUUGAGACUUUGGGUCACCUCCAGCCCCUCCUCCUUGCUGGGGCCCAGCUCUCACACUCACCUGGCGAGUCCUCUCUCCACUCGCCGCGAUGGUUGGGGGAGGAGUUCCCGUAACCCUUUUCACAUGCUGUGGCUACAGCACCCAGCGCUAUACUGUCGCUGCCUGGCUGUGGCUCUUGCCCAUUGCACUGAGCCUCAAGACGGAAGACGUUGUCGGAACCCCAGGUUUGGUGCAGAGUGGAGACGCUUAGUAAACGUCGAGUAGGUCAAUCAAUUCGUAUGGCCUCCUGGGUUCCAAGCACGGAGAGCGAAGAGGAGUAGCAGAGAGAGACCCAGUCCUCAAAAGGGUGCGAACAAGACUGCAAUGGAGGCCCUCUCAGCUCUGCCUCCCCUGUCCCUGCUUAGUUCUUGAAGUUUCUACAAUGACGUCCUUGUAGAUUCUUCACUUACUCGUUCAACAAAUAUCUAUUGGAAGGAUCUAAAGCGAGGGCUUCACAUGUGGCCUGCAGACAUGUUUUAUUUAGCCGAACAGUAUUUUUAGUAUAUCUUAAAAAUUUGAAUUCCUUUGGGUGAGGCAUGCACUCUCCCGCUCCCCAUAGCGUCUUGCCUGCCUGCUACCCACACACAAACACGCACACGCACACUGCUGUGUUAUGCCCAACCACUCCUCAGAUUUACUUUACCCAUCUGGCCUCUGAUUUACUGACUGCUCAAGAGAUACAGUAGUGGAUAAAAUAUAUAUCCCUAUACUCGUGAAGCUUGGACUGGUAGGGAAGACGACCGUUAAUGCAAUAAUCCCAUAAAUAUAUAAUGGUGCGGUCUAAGUACAAGGAACUCUAAGUGUGUAUAAUGUAGGAGGGACCACUGCACACGCAAGAAGGUCAGAGAAGGUUUUCCCAAGCAAGUGACGAUCCAACCCGCUGUCAAAAGGAUAAGUAGCUAAUUAGACAAAGGG